Molecule: messenger RNA, 603 nt
Organism: Quercus robur (English oak)
Lineage: Eukaryota; Viridiplantae; Streptophyta; Magnoliopsida; Fagales; Fagaceae
Exons: 1
Coding region: 1-603 (200 amino acids)
Source: RefSeq, a predicted model, not a curated record
AUGGAGUCUAAAGUCCUUGAACGCAUACAGCAUAUAAAGCUUACAACGGAUGAAGAUGAGGCUAUGGCAAUCCAAUUAGUACAAAGAGAUAAAAUAUUAGAGGAAUUCUCCCUAAGCCUCAUAGGAAGAUUCCUCACGAAGAAGCCAAUUAACUUAAGAGCUGCCAAAAGCUUGUUGCGGUCUAUGUGGAAACUUGGCGACGACUUAAAGAUCAUUGACGUAGGGGAGGGACUGCUUCAAUAUGAGUUCUCGUUGGAAAGCCAACUGAUGUGGGUUUGGAAUAAUGGGCCAUGGUGUUUUGAUAAUCAUCUUUUGGCUCUUCGACAAUGGGAAAAAAGAAUGUCAUUCAGGUCCGUGACAUUUCUAAAACAACCAUUCUGGAUUCAAGUGUGGGGGCUGCCUUUUGACUUGAUUAAUGAGGAGGCGGGCAACGAUAUUGGUAGGAGCAUAGGAGAGUUGGUGGAGGUGGAUUGUAAAGCAUUCAAGUCGAACCAAUCCAGAUUCUUACAGAUACGUGUGGAAGUCCCGUUGAACAAACCACUCAGGCGAGGAGGUCCGAUGAUCAGCCUAGAAGGGGUGACAACCAAAGGCCUUUUAGUAUGA